UGUUAGUCAGUUAGUUAGUUAGUUUGUUAGUCAGUUAGUUAGUUAGAAGUAAGAAUAGUAGGAUUAAAGAAGUGUGAUUAUUAAAAAUGGAUGUACUGGCGGAGCGGCUGGAUCAAGAGACCAUCGCUGUACUUAAAGGAUUCCGUUGCCAUAUGGCAGGAUGUAAACGCUUGAUACCAGGACACGUGGUAGAGUUGAAGCGGCAUUUCAAAUUUGUGCAUGGGUUGAAUGUCACUGGAAAAUCUGAUAUCCUGUUUCGCUGUUCAGAGUGUGGUGCUAGCUAUAGCUAUUUCAAAACUUUAAAAAGGCACCUGAUUACUUCUCAUCCGGACAUAAAACCGUACAGCGAUGUAAGACCAACUGUUGCACAACAAGAAGAACAUGUACCAGUCGAUCAAACCGAAACAGAUAUUGCACAGAAACGCUGUGCAGAAACGGACAAAGAGAAGAAACUCGAUGCAUCAAGAACUAAGGAAGCGCUACUGGUUAAGAUAAGGAAUUUCGUCACUUCGAUGCGGAUUGAUACUUCGUUGCCAGAGAGUAAAAUUCGAGAUUUCAUGGUAGCAACCGCAAAUAUCAUCCAAUGUUAUCAGCAGCACACCGAAGACGUAUUCAAACAAUUUUUGAAUGACAAAGCUAUCCCAGUCAAUGAUGAAGUUGCCGUUAAUGCACUGAACGACAUGAAACUGGAUAAGCUGUUCGAGGAAGUUCGAACAGCCGACGAAAAUUUAUCUUAUUUGUCCUCACUCGCUGGGUCUGCAGUGCCAAUUCCAAAGGAGAUAAUCUUAGGCAAACGGACGGUGAAGAAACUUGUCAAUCUGGAGCAACAGUUGGGUAAAAAGCCUAAACGUAUUAGGAGCAUCACUGUUGAGAAAGAUACUGCCCACUAUGUUUCAAUCCUUGAUACCCUAUCCUUGGUCAUGCGGUCGAAAGCGGCUCAGCAGAUGGUUGCCAAUGAAGAUUGUUUUGCAAGUUUCCGAGACGGAAAUCAAUACAAACAAAAUGACUUCCUCAAAAAUCAUCCGAACUCGAUACGAUUAUCACUCCACGUUGACGAUGUCGAGUACGUUAACCCGUUAGGAUCGCGUAAAACGAAACAAAAAUUAACGUUAAUCAGCUUUAAGAUUGAAAACAUGCAUCCAGCUAAAAAUGCCUCUCCAAGUCGUGUCUACUUAGCACUGACAGUACGAUCGAGCCAUGUGAAGACGUACGGAUACCAAACGGUUCUACAGCCGUUGUUGACGGAUUUGAAAAUGCUUGAAUCAGGAGAUGCUGAGAAAGUUAACGACAGGGCGCUACUUCUGCUGACGGAUGCUCAUUUGCAGACGAUGGGCAUCACAGCGGCUGGACCACGUAUCAUAAUACUUAGCACAAUAGAAGAAUUGCAAACAAACUUGGUCGCACCUGUAGCUCGAGAAGAAUCGGAGGAUGCAACGCAACAAUUGUCGCGAGAGAUGUUCGAAGGUGACGGGUAUUUCCGAAACAAAUAUUUAUACAAAACGUUAGACGCAAACAUAAUUCCGGACCAGAAUGGACUACACGCCCUCACCAGGAUUGCCGCCAAAAAGUUGUCCACGCGUAUCCUUGACGGCGGGCGAUACCCAGAGAUACAUGAGAUGGUACAACUUGCUAAGGAAAUAAUCAAUCUGUUUCCAAUACUCGAGCGAACUCGGUUGCACAAUACUGCUCCACCGGAGUCGUUUUUCUUCUGGAUUCACGGAGGCAAGGAAAGAGGUCCGCACACUGGCGUUGUGUAUCAUCAUUUACGGAACACCAUUCGAAAGCUACCGAAGCAAAUGCUAAAAUUUCAACGUAAAAGGAAGCUCUCCGAGGAAUCUGAACCAAUCUCCGAUGAGUUGUACGAAAGGGCAUUAGUGCUCACAAGGCUUCCCUCGCCGUCCGUAGAGGCGGUUCGUGGCCAAGAGGAAAAACAGGUUCCCUCCCGCGCCAAGCAAGCUAUUCUAGCUGUUUAUGCCUCGCUGCUUAUGAAUCGCCCAAGUGUUGAUGACGGCGAUGAUGAUCGCGAUGACGACUCGGCUGCGAACGAGGAUAUCAACGCAACGCCGCAGCCGCAACGGUGUUCUCCCGCGCAGAAGACGCAGGGCGAAAAUAGCCGGAGAUUUAUGUGCGCGCCUUCGACUGAUCUUCGCUGCAUGUUGAUAGAUAUUGUACCUACCUAG
Messenger RNA from Armigeres subalbatus, 2180 nucleotides. RefSeq lists its product as uncharacterized. The coding region runs from base 87 to 2180 and encodes 697 amino acids. NCBI's taxonomy places the organism in Eukaryota, Metazoa, Arthropoda, Insecta, Diptera, Culicidae. The record is from RefSeq and is a predicted model, not a curated record. The transcript is spliced from 9 exons.